AUGCCACGUAAGCUACGUAAGAAUAUACGUAAGAGGAAGAGAGCAUUGAAACAUCCAAUAGUAAGACUAACACCACAACAACAGUUGCAACAACAAAUGCUGAAUGACCCCACUAUGUUGCAACAAAUGUCAAGCAAUCCUAUGCUUUUAAACCGAGUUGUUGGUGCACAGAGUGGAGGUUUAAGAGCGGCACUUUUAGCGAAAAUGGCAGGCUAUGGUGGAGCUGCAGACGGAACAGCCUAUAACCCUCAAAGUCAAAUGAAUUUGAGUUCACUCAAAAAUCAAAUAGCAGAUGUCAAAAAGUCAAACAUAGACAUACAGAAGCAAAUAAGUGAAAACGAAAAGAAACUAGAAUAUGACAGACACACAAAGAAACUCAAUGAGUUAAACGUAGAGAAAAAGAAGAAAGAAGAACAACUGAAAGAACUAAGUACAGAGCAAUAUGCGAAAAAAGUGUCAGAAAAAGCAGCAGAAGUAGCAAAAAUGGAACAAGAUGUCAUAA
Molecule: messenger RNA, 502 nt
Organism: Trichomonas vaginalis G3
Lineage: Eukaryota; Parabasalia; Trichomonadida; Trichomonadidae
Product: protein of unknown function, DUF4106 family
Exons: 1
Source: RefSeq, a predicted model, not a curated record